AUGGAAACGAAUGGGAAAGAAAAGUACAAAGAAAAGGAGACAGAAGAUGCAGAAGAUGAAGCUCAAGAAGAAGAACUACCAAGAAAGGCUUUGAAUUCUUCUUUACCACCCAAGAAUGCUUUGCUUUUAACUAGAUAUAGAUCUGCUCCAAACAGAUCUUCAUCAUUGGCCAGCAGAUUUCUAGGUCCGCCAUUGGGGACCUUAGAAACAGAGGACGAUAAUGGAGAAAACAGAAAACUAGAGAAACCCGCAUCGGAGGACGAACUCAAUUGCAAAGAUUCAACUUUAGAAUCGAAAAUGGAUCAAGAAAACGAAACAAAUUUGGAAGAUUCCGGAGAAAUUGAAGGUUCAAUUUCUGGAAAAACCAGAGAAAUUAGUGAUCAAGAACCAGAAAUAGGAAAAGGAGACAAUGCUCGGCCUCUGAUACUUACAAGGUGUAAAUCUGAGUUACUUAUUUUUGUGGGAAUUGUUGAAGUAACCGGAUGA
Camellia sinensis is the source of this 486-nucleotide messenger RNA. The record is from RefSeq and is a predicted model, not a curated record. NCBI's taxonomy places the organism in Eukaryota, Viridiplantae, Streptophyta, Magnoliopsida, Ericales, Theaceae.